Molecule: messenger RNA, 3149 nt
Organism: Hippoglossus stenolepis (Pacific halibut)
Lineage: Eukaryota; Metazoa; Chordata; Actinopteri; Pleuronectiformes; Pleuronectidae
Product: FH1/FH2 domain-containing protein 1
Exons: 9
Coding region: 1309-3018 (569 amino acids)
Biological process (GO): actin filament network formation; cortical actin cytoskeleton organization
Cellular component (GO): cytoplasm; cytoskeleton
Molecular function (GO): actin filament binding
Source: RefSeq, a predicted model, not a curated record
GAUUUCUGCAAAAGAUUCACACAGAAACAACAUGAGCAUAAACCACAUAAGAAUGUCUACAAAUAGCCGCGCUACGAGCGCCGGCCUCACACAGUCGGUUGAAGGGAGCGGAGAUGGAGCCCUGGUAGCAAGGUCCUGUCGAUACACGCGCUCGGCCAAUCAGGAGCCGGUCUCAGCUGUCAAUCAUGACGUCUCAACCUGUUUUUAUAGCAUCAAAUAAAAACCAAACUGAUCAGAAACAUGAAAACUUGACCACACAUGCAGUGUGAUAGGAACUCCCUCCAUCCACUAACAUGGAGGAGGCAGGAUUUAUAACCUGUGCUGCCGCCAGCCACACAAGGGCCAUGGAAACACUUUGGCUUCACUUUUGAGGAACAGUUAUGUCGUCCAUCUUUCUUAUGUAAAGUCAAUGUGCCAUAGACUGUAUAUAAAAACAUAUUUGCUGCCUAUUUAUAGAAAUACAGUUGAAAGUACAGAAGGGGAUGCAGGGCAGAUUUUAGUCGUGCUCUUGUAUGUGCUCACGGGGGAGAAGCAGACGCAGAAGAGGAGGGAAGCCACAGAUCACCAGAGGCUGAUAGAGGUUUGUUUAUACACAUGAAGCACUACAAACAGGAGAUGCAGCCCCGAUAAGGAAAUUAAGGGAAAGGGUGCAACUCAAAUAAACCAAGACUGAUGCACCAACGGACCAAUGCACCUCUCGCCCUCUGUGCUUCUGAAUCUCUCACUUACAGAGAGACGGGGAAGAGAAGAGACGGCUGGAGAAGCAGCAUUUGGACGUUCUGGAAGUUCUGCAGAAAAGCGUUCCUCAGAUUUUUUUCGUCCUCCAUCAGAUUUGGAUGCGAGACUAAACACAGCCCGUCAUAGCUCAUGUGAAAUGCUCGUCUCUGACUGAAGUCACGGGUCUCUGGCGCACGAGCAGGACAACGGUCAACUCUUGGAUCAAACAAAGCUCGUCCUCUCAUGAGUUCAGGGACAAUUGCAGGUUACGGCGAAGUGAGAACACCCACCCAGAGGUGGUUGGAAGAUUGCGAUCUGGUCGUGUGAGUUAUGUGCGUCUGUGGUUGCAGAGUGAGGCGGUGAGCAUCCACAGACAUUCAGAGGGUGUGAGGCGGCUGCUCACUGCUCACAUUUUGCUUUUGUGAGGCUGCAUCGUUCAUCUGAUCAGACCUGGAAGAGAUUGUUCAGUAAAAAAGAAGAAGUGUCCUUGUUGGAGUCACCUUUUCUUCAGCUCUUUAGAGAAAUCAUCACCUUCUUUGUCAAGUCAAUGCUACUGAAUAUCAACAAAAUCUCUCUUUGAGUCACAGAGCAAUGAAGGAGGCAGAGCAAACCAAGGAGAACCCCCUGAUCUGGGAUCUUGACCAGCCCUGGACUUCCAUCCUCAAACCUGCUGCACGUCUGUGCCUCAACACCUUGGAUUUCUCAGACCUCUGGGAUGAGGAAGACAGCACAGAGGACGAGGGAACCAAUUCAACUAAUGAAUCAUCAACAUGCCUCCAAGCCCCUCCGGCACCCCCUCCUCUUCCUCCUCCUCCUCCGCCUCUUCCUCCUCUGGCACCAGCUUUAUCCUCAGCUUCCCUUAAAGGUUCGACCCUCAAAUCUCGCACCUUGAAGCUCCACUGGAGGGAAAUGCAGACUCUGGCUCCCCUUCCUAGGAUGACCCGCUUUGGGACUCAGACCAUCUGGGCCGGACUUGAACCGGUGGAUCUGGAUACAAACCGGCUGGAGUACCUGUUUGAGUCUAAGGGCAGUAGCACCUGCUUUAAGCUGGCCUCUGGGCGGCAGAAGCAGCCGUCAGUGUCGGUGUUGGGGAUGAAGCGAAGUAACAUCAUAACCAUUGCACUGAGCAGCCUCCCGCCCCCCCGCCUCCUCCCCCCUGCCAUCUACAGCAUGGACAGCAGCGUGCUGGACAGAGAGGACGUCCAGCGGCUUCAAGCGUUAAUCCCGACGGAGGAGGAGCUCUCUCUGAUCAAGGACGCCAAGGCCCAGAACCCCCACGCUCCUCUGGCCCAGGCCGAGCUCUGCCUCCUCACUUUGGGGGAGAUCUCUCACCUGAGCUCCAGGCUUCAGCUGUGGGCCUUCGCUCUGGACUACGACUCCUUAGAGAGGGAAAUUGCUGAGCCUCUCUUCCAUCUGAAGCUGGCUAUGGAGCAGCUGGCAGGAAGCCAGACCUUCAGAUGUAUUCUGGCAACGGUGUUAGCGAUCGGAAACGUUCUAAAUGGAUGUAAGGCCCGUGGGUUUGAGCUGAGUUACCUGGGCAAGUUGUCCCAGGUGAGGGAUACACACUCCCGCCAGCCGCUGCUGCACCAUGUCUGUGUGCUGCUGCUGCAGCUCUACCCACAAUCCUCCGAUCUCUACUCCGACACCAGCGCUGUUACCAAAGCUGGAAAGUGCGAUUACUCCCUAGUCCAGUCCAACCUUUCUCAGCUGGAGGCCCUGUGCAAAGCAUCAUGGGAGCAGCUGAAGGUGCUGGACAAGGCAGAGGAAAAGAGGAAAGGAGGAAAGGGGGAGAAGAGGAGAGGAGGAGGAAGAGGAGGAGACGAGACCUCGGCUCAGGAAGGUUCACUCCGUCAACAGCUGCCGAAGAUUUUGAAAGAGUGCGAGGAGAAGCUGAAGGUCCUCAGAGCUGUGCACCGUCGGGUCAUCAACAGGUUCCACUCUUUCCUCUUGUUCCUGGGCUACUCCCGAGCUAUGGUGAGAGACACCAAAGCCGAGGACUUCUGUAAAACCAUCAGUAACUUCUCCCUGGAGUUCCGGUCCACACGGCAGGGCCUCCUGCUGCAGAGAGAGCGGGAGCGACCGAGGAGCGGAGCUGAAAACCAAAGCCCCAGAACUCCCGUAGGCCGGCGGAGAGGUCAACCAGCGCCCACACAGGAGAGUGAGAGAAGUGAGGAGCAGUGUUUGCUGGAGGAGGUGCUGCGAACACCCGAGUCCAUGUUGAGGCUGGACGCCACGCUGCCUCGACACCGCAGGAGGGUGGCCGACAUCCAAGGUCCGUUCUCUCGGAAGUCGAAGUGUUGAUCCUGCUGACGUCACUGAGUCACUGGUGUGUGAGGAUGUGAACAGGUGCAUCACGUAUCAUGUGCCUAUAUCAGUUUUUAAUUAUGUUUUUGUUUGAAAGUGAAGAUGCAAUAAAAAUCAGUUUUGAUAUA